AUGGACAAAUCAAGGCAGAAUAAGCAUCAAGUGCCUGCCGGACUGUACGAGAGCGUGCGUAAGAAGAAGACGAAGCAGCUUCGUGGCGUCGCUCUCGCUAAUAAAUUGAGAAAAGAGCAACGUGAUGAAGCGAAGAAGAGUGAUGCGACUUCUUCGACUUCUCGCGGCUCUAACUCAAUUCUGCCACCGGUGGACGUUGAAAAGACUGCACAAAAGGGGUCCCAAAAAAAACGCGGCAGAAAGCGUAAAGUACUUUCGGGUAUCGCGGCCCAAUAUGCAGCCAGAAAAGCGGGCACUUCUGGUAGCGAAAACGACGCGCCGCUUACUUUGUCGCAGUCCGCAAUGCCACCACCCGCAUCUACCCCAAUACCUGCUACCGCGCUUCCGGUAGAGGUUCUCGUCGAAAAUUACUUCGACGAAGUUGACGAUUUGGCGAUGGCAAAUCUACAAAUCGCCGAACGUCGCCUGCGAGUACCGCAACGGGUCACCGACAUCACUGCCGGCUAUUUAGACACCCCGUUUUACGAUCUCGCUCGAUACGAUCUGAUGGCGCAAUUCCACGAUCCGACAUCGCAGAUGAACGUAAACAGCGUAUUCGGCUACAUGAUGUACGUCGCAUACUUGGCGCAGGACGUGAUCAAGUCGGUCCUGAUUAACAUCGGGUACACGAUAGGCGUAUGGAGCAACGCGCCCGUCUCGUCGACCGUAGGCGCGUGGGGCGAUCGUCACGAGUACGAGGUACUGUUCGUCCCGAUCUACUUCCCGGGACACUUCGCGCUGGUAAUACACGAGCGAAGAGGUCGAACCGUACUUUACGACCCCCUGCCCAACAAAAAUCGUUUCGACGACGACAACGCCCGCUACAUACCCGCCAUCAAGGACGCAAUUCGCGAAUUCGAUCCGUUCUUCGCGUCCGACGACGCCAUCGACAUCGAAAUUGCCGACCCCGCAAGUUACAACGUUCAAAGAGACGGGUACAACUGCGGUUAUUACGUCUCUCUCUACGUCGAAACGUACCUCACGAACGACAAGAGGAUGCUUCUGGCAGAUUUCAAUAUCGCUACCGAACGUCAAAGGGUUAACGGUAUGCUAUUCGAACUGUGUCACGGACGAGUUCCGCAGUACGAAGCCAGACACGACGAUCCUUUCCAUCAAGUCGAAGUGGGCGACGUCGACGAGGAGAUGCCGAUCGUUCGACGCACCUCGCCCGUCGAAUCCGAUUCCGACGUUAGCAUGGCGUCUGCAUCUUCGACCGAUAGCAGACGAUCUACCCGAUCCGGUAGAAGCAAUGCCAGCUACAGCGAGAGCAGAACGACGACCAAGCGAACUUUGAAACCGUUAAAACACUGCAAGAAACGGCACGGCAAAUACGGUUGUUUCGCGAAAUGCGCCAAGCAUCGAAUCGAUUACCUCGAUUGCGGCAAAAUCGGCGACAAGGUGUGCCCGCACUGCAAGGCACUCUUAUUUGAGGACGAAAACAGCACGAUGUGCUGUAAAAAUGGCGACGUGGUCUUACCGGAAAUCCGACCGGUUCCCGAGGAAAUUCGCCAACUCACGAGCGACGCCGUGCACGGAAAACACUUCCUGCAGUACUUCCGGAUCUACAACAUGCUGCUGAGGUUCGGUAGCGUAGAGGCCGGUAGGAAGAAGGCGCCCGGAGAAGGUCCUCCCGUUCUACUCAUAAACGGCGAGAUUAAGCGAAACAUAAGUCCGUUGUUCGCUUCCGACGGUAAAACGCCGGUGCACGGUCAACUUUACAUGCUGGAUCCGAUUACGAUGCACGAGGCGGUCGCCAGGGAUCCCCUCUACUCCAAGUUCGGCAUUCGACGGGAGAUCCUCGAUAAGCUGUUCGCCGUACUCCGACGCUGUCAUCCUCUAUGCGAGGCGUUCGAAGUGAUGCACACGCUUUACGAGGAAAAACUGGCGGAAGUUCGUGAGCAGGGCUUCGAAGACGUGCAGCACGUCACGUUGGUCUUGGUGAAUCCGAAAAAGGUACCGGACACGGUGGCCGAUCCCGGCCUGCACCCGCGCACUGUCAACUUGCCGCAGGUUAACGAAUUGUGCGCGUUUUACGUUACCAACGAACGAAACGAGCCGAUUUAUCGUCACGGUACCUGGCUGAAAAAGAACAGCGGCGAAGUAAUUCUCUUGCCGCUUUACCAUCAAGCCAACGACUGCGCUCACUACGUCCUGAACUUGGCACACGGCGACCCCGGCUACCACAGCGGUAUCGCAAAACGCGCGAGUCGAAAUGCGCCCGUGCGGCGACGGGACAACGCCGCCGAACUGAACGACAUCGCCAGCCCUCCUGACGCCGUUCACGACGACGACGAGGACGAGGGCGACGACAAGCAGAACGUGUCUAUACGCGAGUUCUAUAGAUACCAUCUCGCAAUUCGCGGCGGCGAUCCCACGGCCUCCGCGCACUUUCUGUACCCGUUCGGUAGCAUCGCUCAGGAGUACAUCAUCGAUCAGAGCAUAAAAGCCGAUCAACAGGUGUAUCAGUACAUUCAAAAGAAUGCCGAAAUCUUUUGUACGACCGCACCGGAAGUUCGUCACGCGCUCGAAAGGGAGCUGCAUCGGGCGAACAACAAUAAAAAAUUGGGGAAGGUGAUACGGCUGUCUUCCAGAAUGGUCGGUUCUCCGGCAUGGUAUCAGCAAAAGUUUCACGACGCCAUGGCACUGUUUCAACGAAAGGGAAAGGCGACCUUUAUGGUUACCUCCACGGGCAACCCCUGGUGGAAAGAGGUCAGGCAGCAUUUGAUGAGAGGUCAAAAGGCUACCGAUCGUCCCGAUAUCGUUAAUCGAGUGUUUUUCGUGAAAAUCAACAAAAUGCGACACCUCAUCGAAGACAAGCACAUCUUCGGCAAAGUAAACGCGUUUACUGAAAGUCUCGAGUUUCAGAAGCGCGGCGGGCCCCACACGCAUCGUCUAAUCAGUUUAGACUGCCCGAACACGAGCGAAUACGUAGACGAGUACGUAUCCGCCGAAAUUCCGCACUUGCCCAGCGAGGACGACAAAAGCGACGAGGCGGAGGUCCAAAGAAAACUGCGAGAUUUGGUCGUGAAGUAUCAAAUUCACGAUUGCAGCAGCUUCUGUCUAAACGAAAAGGGGAAAUGCAACAAGGGCUUUCCCAAGAAGUUCUCUAGCGAGACCACGAUAUACGAAGACAGACCGGCGCUGUACAGGCGAAGAUCCCCCGACGACGGAGGCGCCGUACAUCGUACGGCGAAGGGACGCGUGAUCACCAACGCCUCGGUGGUCGCGUACAAUCCCGCUUAUCUGUUGGCGUGGGACGCGCACCACAACGUGGAGUUUUGCUACGGCACGAACGCCUGCAAGUACGCCGUCAAGUACAGCUUCAAGGUCGGCAACUACGCGUACGUCCAAAUUACCAACGCGAACGAUCCAAACGAUCCGACCGUGGAUUACGACGAAACCGAGGGCAUAAUGAAGGGAUACUAUCGUUCCGCUCCGGAAGCGCACACGUCGCUUUAUUCGUGGCGAAGGAUUCGUCUAUCGCACACGGUUUACCGUCUCGACGUACAUUUGCCCGGAGAAGGUCCCCUGUACUAUCGUCGCGGUUUCGAAGACGUACUCGCCGCCAGAGUGCUGGACAGCACCACCAGACUGUCCCGACUUGAAAUGUACAUGGCGCAGUGUUCCGAAGAACUUCGACAGGGCAUAUCCGAAAUGCGAAACGUCACCUUUCCUCAACUGCCCGAGACGCAUUGGUUCGAUCGAAGAUCCAAUCGUUGGCUGAAGAGGAAGGUUCAGCGUAAAAUUAUCGGUCGUCUGUAUCCCGUCCAGCCCGGACAACUAGAGAAGUUUGCGGUAUACCAGUUGGUAAUGUGCAAAAAGGGUCCGUUGAAUUGGGAAGAUUUACGAACUCCUCCCAACCACGCGACGCCUUGCGAGACGUUCGUCGAAUGCGCGAAGGUCAUGGGUCUUCUCGAAGACGUAGAGAUCUGGCGCAGAACGCUUUUCGAAGCGAGCAACGUCGGCAAUCCGCGAAUGAUGCGCAAUUUAUUCGCGCAAAUACUACUCUGCGGUCACGUAACCGAUCCGCUGGCGCUAUGGAACGAAUUCCUUCCGUUCAUGUACGACACCAGAAAUUUACGCGAAAACGACGAUCGCGAAAAGUCGAGAAGGAUUAACAUUGCGUUGUGUCUGUUAAAUCGUCUGUUGAGCCGUCGAUGGAAAACCAACGCCGAUUACCACAUACCGAUGCCGGUCAAUUACGAUUCCGUUUGCAACGACGAAAGAGAUUUCUUCUUCGGUCACGAUCGAGUCUUGGACGACGAAAAUCUGUUAGAUCCGACGGUAGCUCUACCGUCCGAAAACGUCGACGAGGAAGAUAUCGAAACCGAACACGUCCGCAACUACGCGAAUCUGCCGAUAUAUCAACGGCUAAACGUCGAACAAAGGCGAAUCGUCGACGCCGUCAUAACGGCCGUCCAAAUUUCUCCUUCCGUCGCCGCCGCCACCAACGUGCCGAGAUUGAUUUUCAUGAGCGGCGCGGGCGGUACGGGUAAAACGUUCGUGUACAGAACGUUGAUCGACAUUUUCGUCAAGUACAAAAGGUACGCGCUGGUAACGGCAUCGACGGGCGUCGCGGCACAAUUACUCCCAAGAGGAACGACGGUUCACAGCGCCUUCCAGUUACCGAGAGAUGUGACGUGCACCGAUUACGUUCCUCCCAUCUCCUAUAACAGCAUCGUCGCGUACCGAAUCCGAAAGGCGGAACUGCUAAUAAUCGACGAGAUCAGCAUGCUGCACAGAAACCUCUUCCGAAUGGUGAACGAAGCGUGCAAACAUACCGCCGACGAGCAACUGUCCAACUUCGCUUUCGGCGGAAAGGUAGUCUUGCUAGGCGGAGAUUGGCAGCAGCUCUUUCCAAUAGUCGUUCUCGGAAAUAUACACGAUCAGAUCAUGGCCUCGAUAAAAAAUUCCGAACUCUUCGCUUCGUUCGAGGAAAUCAAACUGACGAGAAACAUGCGGGUCAACGCGGACGAGGUCGAAUUCGUCGAUCUACUGGAGCGUAUAGGCAAAGACGCGGACGGUAGCGGAACGUUCCGCGUUCCUUCCGAAAUGCUCGCCGACGGCGAGGAAGAUCUUAUAAAGUUCGUCUUUCCGGACGAAAGCGCUCUAACGAACGUCGAAGAGGUGGCCGACAGGCUCAUUCUAAGCGCCAGACGCGUCGACGUCAGAGAGCUCAAUCGCAAGAUCUUGAACGUUUUGCCCGGCGAAGAGAGAGUGUACCUCUCCGCCGACAAGUCGCUGGUAGACAAUCCGAUACUCGACGUACACGCCGCCGUUCACGACGUGGUCUACCUGAACGAGGAGAAUCCUUCGGGUUUUCCUCCUCACCGUCUCGUCCUCAAGUCGAACUGCUUGGUGAUACUGUUGAAAAACAUAGACGUGAAGCAGGGACUGUCGAACGGCACCCGUCUGAUCGUAACCGAUAUGGGCGAAAAUUUGCUGCACUGCAGAAUAGCCGUGGGACCGUACCGCGGAAAAACCUGCGUGCUGUCGAUGUUACCGUUCACUUACGAAGACCGUCGUCCCGACGGUACGGGUCUGCACUUCAGCCGAAUGCAAUUUCCCGUCGAAUUGGCGUACGCGAUGACGAUCAACAAGGCGCAAGGUCAAACCGUCACCAAAGUCGGCAUUUUGCUUAAAACUCCACUGUUCAGUCACGGACAGCUGUACGUGGCGAUGAGCAGGGUGCGAACCAAACUCGCGAUCAAAAUCUGCGCUCCGCGCAGCGGCAAGAAUGGACCUUGUACGAUCAAAAACAUCGUCGCUAGAAAUAUUUUCUCCUAAGCCCGGCGAGUCACUCGUGCGAGAAAAUAGAAUAAAUAAAUUUUUUGACUUGCCAAAUAUAUUCGAGACUGUUUCAGAUUUUCGCUGCCGAACCGAACGAGCCGCGAAGCGAACCGAACGGUGUUUUUGCACCUCCGAAAGGGGAUUAUUAAUGCCGAUUAGGUUCGACGACGCGCUAGCUAGACCGGCACGCUAUGCAGUUUCGGAUCGAGUCGGAACACGCACGUAGCGGCGACGAGACUACCGGUAUUUUUGCACCUCCGAAAGGGGAUUAUUAAUGCCGAGCGGUCGAGUUCCCAUAACGUGCGAUAAUUUUCGAUUCGUCCAAAUUUUUGUGCAUCAUCAACAUUGACGUUCCCGAAGUCGUCUCUUCAAUCGCACAGCGAGUUCGAACACGCGUCUACCGAACGAACUUUCGACGAACGGUAUUUUUGCACCUCCGAAAGGGGAUUAUUAAUGCCAAACGUCUUCGUUCUUCGACACGCACUUAAUUUUGACUUGCUACAUAAUUUUGAGACUGAUUUCAGACUGCCGAUACGUCGACGAUCGCUAAGCGGCCGAGUUGAACGAACGCGCUUUCGCAGAAAAGGUCAGACGGCGUUUUUGCACCUCCGAAAGGGGAUUGUUAAUGCCGAACGGCCGAAUUACGACUACGCGCGCGACAAUUCCGAUUCGCCAUCAAUGCGCACGGACAUCCUUAAGACCUGGACUCGCCUCUCUCUCGAACAGUACUGCGAGUCGAACGCCGAACUUCGACGAACGGUAUUUUUGCACCUCCGAAAGGGGAUUAUUAAUGCCGAAAGUCGUUUGUUCUUCGAUUCACGUUCAAUUUUGACUUGCAAUUAACUUUGAGACUGAUUUCAGGCUCGUGCGCAUCGUCGACGUUCGCAAGACAUUUUCACCGAUAUCUCGGCGAGGCAGAUUCUUCGACUCGCCCUGACGAAAAUGUACCACAAUUUACCUUCGGGUAAAUGCGCGUCACAUGCACAAAACCCUCGUAAGCUCAUGAAACACUUCACGGGCCGUGGAGAGGAGGGGGCUUAGGAGAAACCACAUUUUUGUGCGUCUCCCAUAAACUCUUUUCGACUCGUGUAUUACACGAUAAUACAUUGUUGCCACGUGUUACGUCGACUUGUAGUGCAAGUUAGCCGUACUGCGACCGUAUCUAACGUUGUCAAAAACUUACACUGCUACUAUCGUCCAUCGUCGACGAUAUAAACGAUCGCGUGACAUACACUAGCAAUUGCAACACUACUGUCAACUGACUGCCGCUACGUCGAUGUUCUUGACAAAGUCGAACACAAUAUACGAUGCGCAUCAACCGACCAGUCUGUGCUUGCCUGCUAAUUGUCAAACGCGUACACGUGCACCUAGCAAUAGUUUAACGACGACCGAAUUAACGGUCCCGUACGUCCCCCUGCGCACAUUGUCCGACUAUACAAACACGCGCAGAGCAACUAAGAGUUUUUAAGCCACAAGUGUUUGAGCCAUUACGAGAUGAGUUUCGAUUCAAAUCGGAGCUAAAACUUUAAUUUGUUUUUUUUCCUUUACAGUUUUUUUUCACAGUUACAAUAAACAAAACUUAAAAAUUUGUCCAGAUCGAUGAGUACAUCUCGUGCCACAGAGGAAAUUGAUCGACAUUGUACGACUACGAUAUCAUACUUUCGUUCGCAAGUAUUAUUACGAAAGUAAAAUUGCACCUUACGAUUUGUGUAAUUGCGUAAAAUACCAAAAUAUUUAUAACAAUUUUACUUUCGUUCGCAAAAAUUAAUGAGAAAACUGAAAAUUUAAACUAAAAUUUUCGUUUCUUUUUCAGAUACGACAUUCCACCUUGCAUCUACGAGAAGAAUAAUCAAGACUACAACACUAUUUGUACGCAAGUAUUUCUUAAAAUUGAAGGUAAAACGUAUCACAUUUUGAUUAAUAUUUAUAGUUUGCGUAAACUACGUAAAAUUUCAAAUUGUUUGUAUCAAUUUUAUUUUUCAUUACAUAUGUUAAUGCGAAAACUAAUUUGCCAUCUUUUUUUUUACUUCUCAACGGUUCAUUUUUGGUGUAUCUAAUAAUGUCUCAGCUUAGAGUCUAAACCACUUAUGCCGACAAAUUCUAGCAAUAGCAGCAUCAUUGUCAACUGACUGCCACUACGUCGAUGUUCUUGACAACGUCGAAUUAUUUCGAGCACUUGAAAUGCAGCGAGCACGCACUGCAUGUGCCGAUAAACUAUUUUGACACAGUCAAACACAAUAUACGACAGGCAUCGACCGACUACUCUGUGUUUGCUUGCUAAUUGUCGAAACGCAUUGGUGCGAUUCUCAAGAUAUGAAAAAUACAUUACUAACGAACCGUUUUCGAUAAUCUUUUUAAAUUUUUUAUCGCAUUUUCAUACACCAAAUGCUUUAUCUUAUUUUAUUCACAUUUGUGAAUUUAAACUGAUACAGAUUUUAAUUUUUGUAAGGUAAACCAUUCCAUGUUAAUUCAUUUUUUGUUUGAGUUUUUUAGGUCCGUUCUUAUCAUCGAAGGUACCACCGUCUACAAUAUCAGUCUCUAUCUUCGUAACGCAAGGAAUAUAUUUUUUUGAUAAUUUUACGUAAAUGCGAAAUCAUUUAAAUUUUUUUCAAGCUUCACUAAAAAUUGUGUACCGAUGUUUCUUAGAAAAACGAUUUCGCAUUCACGAAUUGUUAACGAUCAAUAUUAAUACAUUUUUUUCAAUUUAUAGAUUCGCUCUUCACGAAUAAAAUUCUGCGCAACAGAAUAGGUACUAUCAAAAAUGGACAGUUCCACCUAAACAGACGACCGCGACCUUACGAAGAAUUCUCACCUGCGAAGAUAAUUAUUAAUCAAUAUUUGAAAUGUAAAUUUUUCUUUAAAUACCUAAAUCAUAAUAAAUGUAAAAUCAAAUUUC
Messenger RNA from Photinus pyralis (common eastern firefly), 8725 nucleotides. RefSeq lists its product as uncharacterized. The transcript has 6 exons. Gene Ontology annotation, molecular function: DNA helicase activity. NCBI's taxonomy places the organism in Eukaryota, Metazoa, Arthropoda, Insecta, Coleoptera, Lampyridae. The coding region runs from base 1 to 5826 and encodes 1941 amino acids. Gene Ontology annotation, biological process: DNA repair; telomere maintenance. The record is from RefSeq and is a predicted model, not a curated record.